GAGUUUGUGAGUCGGCUGUAAUGUGUCGUUCAAGCACCUGCGGUUGAACCUUAUUGUAGCUUCAGUCGCCCUCGCGAUCUGCCGUGUUCCCUAACUGCUUCUCCAUUUGAAACAACAGCGUUGGGGAGCUGCUUAUCACUCCUGCAUACCUGGUCGUUUCUGCUUAUCUGGUCGAUAGCGUCACUCCCUUUUCACAUUCGAGCUGAUUUUCCUUCGUCGCUCUCUCCCAUGUAGACUUUCGCGUAGUAAAGGCUAAUUUGACAGCUAUCGCUGCCUGUCAUUCCCCUUGAUUCGCCGCUGAAACCAUGCCGAGCCGACCAGGAACAUCCACAAUGGGUGUCGGUAGAACCGGUGCAGGUCGAACGGCUGUCGGAAGGACCGGUUUCAGCAGGACGCACGCUCACCGGCGAGCGUGCCAGCUCAGCACGGAGAUCCACACGCUAUUGGCUGUCAUGCGCCAGAGCUCCAAAUGGGCCGUGUCGCCCAUUUUCCUCGACGAAACUUCCGGCGCGGACGCCGAAGAUCCGCUGCUACGCAAUCUUAAAGACCUAAGGCAGAAGAUCGUCACCGAUUGGUCGGACGACGACUGGGAGGCGGCUCGCGUGCCGCCUUCUGCGUACCUGGUGCCGUUCCUCGACGUUGUGCGAUCUGAACGAACUAACACGAUAGUUACCAGCGUCGCAUUGUCGUCAAUCCUGAAGAUUCUCAAUCUGCAGUUCUUCGAUCAGUCGACGCCGGGAGCGGCGGUGGGGAUUCACAUGGUGAUGGAUGCAGUGACGUCAUGUCGGUUCGAGGUCACUGACCUAGCGUCAGAGGAAGCCGUUCUUGUGAAGAUCCUUCAGGUUCUCUUGGAAACGGUUCGCAGCCCAGCAGGCCCGCUGCUGUCUGACCGCCACAUGUGCAGCAUCGUCAACACGUGCUUCCGAGUGCUCCACCAGGCCGCCUCCAAAUCCCACCUCCUGCAGCGCCUCGCCUGCCAAACGCUCCUCGACAUGGUCCGGGAGAUUUUUGGGCGGCUGCCCGAGCUGCCCGCGAGCGAGGAGGAUGGGGAGCUGGGCGAGGGCGAGGCGACGCAGGGGACGAUGGAUAGCACCCCGUUCUCGCCCAGGGUGGAGGCGAGGGAGGGCGGGAUGGAGGAAGGGAAGGACGGGGGGCUGGAGCUGGGGGGUGCAACGGUGGAGGAAGCGGAGGGAGGGGAGGGCAGAGACGCCGUGAACGCCGAACAGGCUGAAGCAGCCCCCACGACAAUAGGAGCAGCAGGAGGGUUAACCACCAUGCCAACCACCGGCAGAGCGAGCAGCAGCAGCACUGGCAGCGAACCACACUCCAUCCCCACUGCCAACGGCCUCCCCCCCACCUCAGCCUCGGCAACCCCCAAACCUUCCCAUCCCACCGACCCUAAUGAACAGCCUCGGGGACAGGGGAACGUCAGCAGAGGCGAGGCCGGCGAGGAGGGGGAGGAGGAAGACGGGGAGCGAGCAGGCAGCAACCCUAACAAUGCCUCUCUGGCGUCCCUGGGUCGGCCCCAUGGGGUGGCAUGUGCAGUGGAGGUCUUCCACUUCCUCUGCUCGCUGCUUGGUCUAGAGGACCACCAGUCGGCUCUCUUCGCCUCGGGCAUGCUAGCAGAUGACGAUGUGUCGCUGCUGGCGCUCAGCCUUAUCUCAGCUGCUCUGGAGCUCGCUGGCCCCUCGGUUGUGAGGCACCCGCGGCUGCUGUCGCUCAUUCAGGACGAGCUCUUCCGCUCGCUGCUGCAGCUGGGGCUCUCCCCCAACCUCCUUGUCCUCUCGCAGGUCCUGGCCAUAGUGCAAACGCUGUUCCACUCCGCUCGCCCCCACCUCAAGCUGCAGCUAGAGGCCUUCUACACCUGCGUCCUCGGCCGUCUUGUCGGCACAGCCGGAAAGUUCACAGCCACGUCCUUCGCCCAGCAGGAAGCUGCCCUGGAAGCCCUCCUAGACUUCUGCCGCCUGCCCGAGUUCGCCGUGGAAACUUUUGCCAACUUUGACGCGGACCUGACGUGUGCGAAUUGCCUGGAGGAGCUCUCGGGGUUGCUGUCCCGGGCAGCUUUCCCAGUGAACACACCGCUCUCGUCGCUCCACGUGCUGGCGAUGCAGGGGCUGCUGGCGGUGGUGCACCAUAUGGCGGAUCGGGCAAAUACCGCCGCUGCUGCUGCUGCUGCUGCUGCUGCUGCUGGCUCUGCUGCUACCGCUGGUGUUGCUGCUAGUGCUGGUGCUGGUGCUGGUGUUGCGGCGCCAAACCCAUUGCUGCUGCCAGGUUCGGCAGUGCCGGCAGCGCCAGAGCUGAAGAUAGCCUCGGAGAACGGAGCCAUGUGGACGCAGGCUCGGGAGAUGGUUGCUGCUGCGUUAGCUGCUGCUGCUAUUGCUGGGGCAGGCGAGGGGGCGACAGGCAUGCUAGUGGACGUGUCAGCAUCUGCAGACGGAUUUCAGCGGCAGAUUCCUUCUCAGCAGCAGCAGCAGCAGCAAGCAGGCCAGAAUCAGAACCAGCAGCAGCAGCAGCUGUUGCUAGUGGAGGUGGUGCGGCAGCAGAGGUCGAUCAAGCGACGGCUCCUCAUCGGCGUGGAGCAUUUCAACCGGGACUCCAAGAAAGGCCUCCAGUUCCUCCAAUCCUCGGGCCUCCUCCCCCCCCAUCCCGACGCCCGCGCCGUCGCCUGCUUCCUCCGCUUCACACCGGGACUUAACAAAACUCUGGUGGGGGACCUGCUGGGGGGGCAUGACGAGUUCCACGUCCGCGUUUUAGGGGAAUUCGCUAAGCUGUUUGACUUUGAGGGGAUGGCGCUGGAUGCGGCGCUGAGGACGUUCUUAGAGGGGUUCCGGCUGCCUGGGGAAGCGCAGAAGAUCUCGCGGGUGCUGGAGGCGUUUGCGGAGCGGUACUAUGAGCUGGCGCCCGCGGCUUAUGGGUUUGCCAACCAUGACGUGGCGUAUGUGCUGUCGUACUCUGUCAUCAUGCUCAACACGGACCUCUAUAACGGACAGGUGCGGCGCAAGAUGACAGAGGAAGAGUUUAUCCGCAACAACAGGAAAAUCAAUGAUGGCAAGGACCUCCCUAGGGAGCUCCUCUCAGACCUGUACCACGCCAUCGCACGCAACGAGAUCAAGAUGUCCUCCGACGUCUCCCUCUCCUCCUCCUCCGCCUCCGCCUUCCCCGAGAUGAAUCUCAGCCGCUGGCUCGGGCUCAUCCGACGGUCGCCAACUGCUGUGCCGUACAUUCUCGCUGCCAGUGCUGAGCCUGAUCUUUUCUCUUCUGCUGCUGCUGCUGAUGGUUUUGGUAUUGGUUCUGGUGCCGGUGCUCCUGCUGGUGCUGGUAGUGGUGCAAGUGGUGCUGGAGAUGGGGAGGGAGGAGCAGACGGGAGGAGUGCAGCUGGCAUAGGAGAGAGGGCCAGCACCGAGUCUCUCUCAAACUCCUCAGCCCAUGUCGCCAUCGAUCAAUCUCUCGACCCUGCCACUCCCGCAUUCCUCGCUUCAGAAUCCCUCCCCCCUGCCCCCCCUCUCUUACAGUCCUCCUCCCCCCCGCGCCCCUCCCCCCCAUCCAAGCACCUCUCCACGCUCUCCCCGCCUCUCUCCAACCUCUCCCUCCCCCCCUCCUCCUCCUCCCUCUUCCUGCUUCAACUAGACAGGGACGUGUUUGCAGUGGUGGCAGGCCCAGCCAUAGCCGCCAUAUCCGUUGUCUUCGACCACACAGAAGACGACGAGAUGCUGCUCCGCUGCUGCACCGACGGGUUUUCCGCCGCUGCUGACGUGGCGGCUUUUCACGGGUUCUCGGGCGCGCUGGACGAUCUAGUGGUCUCCCUCUGCCGCUGCACCACGCUUCGAUUGAACCCCUCCGGAUCGCUGCCAAGUGGCGCAGAUCUAGUGGACAACGCAGCUGCAGUGGCGUUUGGAGAGGAUACCAAAGCCAGGCUUGCUGCGGUGACUGUGUUUGGUUUGGCAAACAGGCACGGGGGGGUGGUCCGGGGAGGGUGGCGGAACCUACUCGAUUGUGCGGUGAGGCUGCAUAAGCUGGGACUGCUGCCUGCUCGUGUUAUUAACGAGGCAGAGGAUACAGAGGAUGGGGCGUUCACGGGGGGGUUAUACGCCUCUCCACAGCCCCAAUACCCCCAGCAGCAGCCGCAGCAGCAGCAGAUGGGAAUCAGCCCCACCCCGUCCUCCUCCACCAUUUCAACCACCACUGCUUCCACAUCAACCCUAGCAAUCACCAGCCCAGCAGCAGCUGCAGCGCGAAAGAAAGGAGCAGCAGGCAGCAGCGGGGGCGGCGGCGGCGGGCUGAUGCUCCGCUUCUCCCAACUCCUCCUCCUCGAUUCUGACGACGACUACUCCUACGGCGGCGCCAGCUCAGCGCAGCCCACAGAGCGCCAGGUGGCGGCGCGGCAGCGCACGGAGGAGGCGGUAGGGGCGUGCAGAAUCGAGGAUCUGUUUCGAUCAACGGCUGAGAGGCUGCAGCCGGAGGCACUGAUGCAUCUGGUGAGGGCGAUAGUGUGGGCUGCAGGGAGGCCGUUUAGGGGCGCGCUGGGGAUGGGGCCUGGGGGCGCUGGUGGGGGGAGUGCUGGUGGGGCGGGGGCGGGUGGUGCUGCUGGUGGGGGUGGGGUGGGGGGAAGAGGAGGCGGAGGUGGAGGAGGAGGAGCAGGAGGAGGGGGAGGAGGAGGGGGUGCUGGUGGGACCCCGGUGGGGGGGAGUGGAGGAGGGGUGGUUGUUGGCCCUCUCUCCCCUGACGAGGAGGACACUGCCGUUUUCUGUCUCGACCUCCUCUUAGUGGUAACCCUACGUAACCGCUUGCGUGUGCUGCUCAUCUGGCCGACCCUCUCCUCCCAGCUCGCGAUCAUCAUGCAGUCGGCCAAUGCCGGGCCGCCACCUGGCCCUCUGGUCGAACGAGCCGUCUUCGGCCUCCUCCGUCUCUGCCGAAAGCUGCUUCCAGAGGCGGACGAAACCCUAGCAGACGAGCUUCUGAGGUCGCUCCAGCACGUGUUGAGACUCGAUGCCAGGCUGGCAGACGCGCUCUGUGAGCGGAUCACGCAGGGCGUGCUGAGAAUCGUGCGGGAGGGCCGGCAGAGUGGGGCGCUGAGGAGAGUGAAAUCCCCCCCCGGGUGGAGAACCCUGGCUGCGCUGCUGGCUAUCACAGCCAGGCAUCCUGACGCUGCUGCUCCUGGCUUUGAAGCCUUGUCUUGGCUCAUGGCUCCCAUCCCCCCUGGUGCUGUUGCUCCCGGUGCUGCUCCUGCUGCUCUCGCCUCUGCGUUCUCUGGGGAUUUUGCUGCUGCUGGUGGGGGGGAGGACUAUGGGGAGGUGUGCACCGAUGGGCCUCCCUGUGUGUCUCCGUGUAACUUCAUCCCGUUCCUCGAUGCGGCUCGAGAUUUUGCCGAGGCUCGGGUGGGAGGCUCGGACCGGUCCAAGCGGGCGCUGGACCUGCUGGGAUGCUUGAUUGACUGCUUGCUGGAGUGGAGGGCGGCAGGGGAGGUGGAGCAAGCAGCAGAGGCGGAACGAGCAGCAGCAGCUGUGGCAGCAGCAGUAGCAGGUGGUACGGGCGAGGGUGACGGUACAAGUGAUGCGCUUUCAGGUGUGAAUUCCGGUGCGUUUUCCCCACAACAACAACCGCCCUUGUCAGCUGCUGCUGCUGCUGCGGGCCUCUCUCCUCAGAUGAGCCCCAUACCCGGAUCAGCAGCAGCAGCAACACCAGGAGGGGGAGGUGCAUCUGGAGCAGGUCGCUUCUCAGGCCAGGACUUAGCCGACCUGUGGCUGCGUCUUCUGCACGCGCUGCGCCGCGUGUGCUCGGACCAGCGGGAGGACGUGCGCAACCACGCGCUCAUCUGGCUGCAGCGCUGCCUCCUGGCCGCCGACCCCCUGCGCAUGCCCCCUCCCAUGUGGGCGCCCUGCUUCGACCAGGUGGUAUUCAUCCUGUUAGAUGAUCUUCUAGAGGUCCAUCUGAGGGAGAAGCCCAAGGAGUAUCGGGGCAUGGAGGCGUCGCUGCUGCGGGCGAUCAAGACGCUCUCCAAGGUGUUUCUGCAUUUUCUGGGCAGCCUGGCCUUGCUGCCAGGCCCGGGGUUCCGAGCCUUGUGGCUCGGCGUGCUGCUUCGGAUGGACCGGUAUAUGAGGGCUGGAGGGAGCGGGGGCGGUGGGGGGAGGAGAGGAGGGGGGGGAGGAGGGGAGGGGAGAGGAGGUGGUGGGUCGGGUGAGUCUUUGAGAGAGAGUGUGGGGGAGGUGCUGAAGAACAUGCUCAUGGUGAUGCUGGCACAGGGGGUGUUACAGGUCACUGACGCAUCAGACACCGAGAGCCUGUGGAGCGCCACGUGGCGCGCUGUACACGCCAUGCUGCCGCACUUAAAGCCCGAAACGCUCGUGCCUCCUGCACCGGUUGCACCUGCGCCCACAGCGGCAGCGGUUCCUGCUGCUGCUGCAGGGAUGGAGGGGCAGCAAGCAGCCGCAUCUGCAGGAGGUGGUGCUGUUGGUGAUGGUGCGUUGGUAGCUGGGCAAUGACGCAGGGCUAAGUGCUAGGGGUGCCACUGGGUGCCACUGAGUGCCACUGGGUGCUGGGGUGAAUGUGCAGCUACAGGCAGUGGUGGUGAUGGUAGUUUUGUCAGGUAGCUUCUGUUGGUUUCAGUAUGCGCUGUUGUGAGGCAAAUUGGCUGGGAAAGUAAGCAGCACUGCAGGAUGGACAAAGCAAGCUGUGCCACAGGAACCAGGUACUAAUUUUCAGGCUAUGACUUUUUGUUACCGUGACAUGGGAUUUUUGCUGGUGGUACUUGGAUGCGGGAGGCGUUUGGGCGUAAAGCAUCGUUAGGUUUGUUAACAAUCUUGGUGUUCUGCGGCUGCAAUCAGGGAUUCUCAGGUCGAGGAAACUAAAAACGCGGAUCGUUU
Closterium sp. NIES-67 is the source of this 6860-nucleotide messenger RNA. The record is from the annotation of a GenBank genome assembly. NCBI's taxonomy places the organism in Eukaryota, Viridiplantae, Streptophyta, Zygnematophyceae, Desmidiales, Closteriaceae.